GGUACAUAAGAGGUUCCCAGUCUCACCCGCUAAGGAUUCAGAGAGAGAGAGAGCUUGUGAAAGAAUGAGUCUGAAAAAGAGAGAGACUGAGAUAUAGGAAGGUGGUAGUAGCAGCAGAUUCUGAACAUACCAGUCAGUAGUAGUGGGGUUGUUUCUCUAGCAACCUCUCAUCUCUCAUACAGAACUGAUAGAUGAAAUAGAUUGAUAAUGUGUUGAUCCUCCAGGGGAAAUCCAGUCAGAAACAGAAGAAGUGGGACAGAUCUAAACAGACAGCUGAUCUCUAUAGAUUUCCAGGUUAGUCAGGUCAGUCUCUCUGAGAUAGAAUCUCUUCUACAAGAGGGACCUGGGAAGUGAAAAAGAAGGCGCUGAUCUGAAGAGAGGGGUUUUUCUGGUCGGUGAGAGAGAGAGAGAGAGAGAGAGAGAGAGAGAGAGAGAGAGAGAGAGAGAUGGGCAUUCCCCUGCCUGGCUGUGUGUCCCUGACCCCCCUGGUCUUGACCCUGACCCUCACCCUGCUGCUGGCCCUCAGGCUGGACCACCUGGUGGAAGCAUGCAGCUGCAACCCAGCCCACCCCCAGCAACACUUCUGCAGCGCUGAGAUAGUGAUCAGAGCAAAGAUCUCUGGGGAAAAGGUUGUGUCUCCUAGCAACAGCUCUUCUCCUUACCUGAAGAUGAUCCAAUAUGAGAUCAAACUGAUCAAGAUGUUUAAAGGCUUUGAGAAGGUGAAGGACAUCCAGUAUGUGUACACACCCGUCUUCUCCUCCCUGUGUGGAGUCAAACUAGACUCCAACAACAAGGUCCACUACUUGCUGUCAGGUAGUAUGUGGAGUGAUGGGAAGGUGUCCAUUGGACUGUGUGAUCUGGUAGAACCCUGGGACAACUUGUCCAUGUCGCAGAAGAAGAACCUCAACUACAGAUACCAGAUGGGCUGUGACUGCAAGAUUGCUACCUGCUACUCAGUGCCUUGUGCCACCACUACGGAUAAUGAGUGUCUUUGGACCGACUGGCUGCUGGUUAACAGUCUGAGUGGGGAGCAGGCCAGACAGUAUGCCUGCAUCAAACGCUCAGACUCUUCCUGCAGCUGGUACCGGAGCGGCCCACCACCAGAGAAUGACUUCAUGGACAUGUCAGACCCCUGAGAGGGGUAGAAUUGGGGUUAGGGAGGUGCUUCUGUACUCCAGGACAGAGAGAGAAGAGGAGCACUGACUACACUACUGCUGCGUUCAUGUGCUACUUGGAAAUUCAUACACGUUUGACUGGGAAACUUGAGUUGCUGUUUUCUCAUGGAAUUAUCAAUAAUACAGUUUCCAACAUCCAAAACAAUGUUUAGUAGGAUUGCUGAGUUUCUGAUUUUCAGAGGAGCACAUGAACGAAGCACCAGACACAGAAUAUCUCUUCCUAUUUCCUGACUAGUUCUCCAGAGUCCAGAGGCUCCUUGUAUCUCCUCCUCCCUCUGACUUAGGGAUGAGGUCUGUCCUGUCACUAUGUAUGUAUGACUAUGAAGGUAACAAGAGACAGGAAAUGCCCCGACACAACCCAGGCAGAAAAGGAGAGAUGGAGUGAUGUAUGACUAUGAAGGUAACAAGAGACAGGAAAUGCCCCGACACAACCCAGGCAGAAAAGGAGAGAUGGAGAGUGAUGUCAGCCUCUUCUGUGUAUUUUCCCUCUCUAGUACUGUAAAGAACAAACUUUCCAUGCAUUCAGGUUUCUGUGUGUUUUCUCACUAUAUUGCAUGUCCUACUGCCAUCUAGACAUUACAGUAGAUUCUGAAGUUUUGGAAAUGCAGUACAAAACCCACUGGAUUCAGUCCUUUGAGCUUGUACAAGUAUGAAAUCACCACUAGACACUCAAGUCUUAUAUUCAGUAUAUUGGAAAAAUUAUCCACAUUAGAUACAAACAUCUAAAUUCGAGUAAUGUACAAUAUCUACAGAUGAUCUGUGAUGAACACACUAAAAUGCCUGUGUCCUGUGUGAGAAUGUGUACAUACUGUAUGAUUAUAACUGUUCCAGUGUUAACAACAGCUAAACUACAGUAAAAAGGUACUCUGAGUACAACAUUGAUGUCCAUUUUAAUAGUUGUGUGUAUUACUUCCUUGUGGCCCAUGUACUGUUGAUGCAUUGUGGCAAAAAAAGCUAAUCCACUGGUUUAACAUACACACCAGUAGAAGUCAAGUCAGUCUCUCCUUAGCAACAUGUUUUAUAUUUAAAGGAAUGGUUUAAAAAGUAUUUAAUUGUCUUUUUCUAUAGCUUUCUAUUUCACUGUACCAAAAACAUAUAAAAUCCAGAUCCAGGA
Molecule: messenger RNA, 2289 nt
Organism: Salmo salar (Atlantic salmon)
Lineage: Eukaryota; Metazoa; Chordata; Actinopteri; Salmoniformes; Salmonidae
Product: metalloproteinase inhibitor 4
Biological process (GO): response to hormone; negative regulation of endopeptidase activity; negative regulation of membrane protein ectodomain proteolysis
Cellular component (GO): extracellular matrix
Molecular function (GO): protease binding; metalloendopeptidase inhibitor activity
Source: RefSeq, a predicted model, not a curated record